GCUGGUUGGACGCUCCGUGGUCACACCGAAAGUUCAGCUUCAGAGUUUUUUUCCGCCGCGUGCUACGUCGGUGAGCGCUGUCAUAACCCCACUCGGGUAAAUGUUGCUUCUCAGGGGGCUCAUCAACCAUGGAGUUACUGGUUCGGUAUCUGAACAGGAACAACUCUAUUGGCUCUGACAUGUCUCUAGAUCUUAUCAAGGAAGAGAGCCUGAGAGAUGACCUGAGGUACUACUUCAUGAGCCCCUGUGAGAAGUACAGGACCCGUCGACACAUACCCUGGAAAAUGGGAGUCCAGAUUCUGAAGAUUGUCAUGAUCACUACACAACUCAUUCUGUUCGGCCUCAACAACCAGCUGGUGGUUGCUUACAAGGAGGAAACUACUAUGGCCCUGAAAAACCUUUUCCUGAAAGGCUACUCUGGGGUGGAUGAGGAUGACUACAGUGUUGCUGUCUACACACAGCAACACGUCUUCAACAGCCUUUUUUACGUCCUCGAUCAGUACAGCCAGUUGGAUCAGCUCUCUGUUGGCCCGAUCAGUUACGCAGAGGACGAAGAUGGGACGCUGCUGCCUCUCACCAUCUGUAAAAAGUGCUACAAAAGAGGCAGCCUGGAGCCUUCAGAUGAGACCUAUGAUAUUGAUGCCCACCUAGAAACAGUCUGUUUGUCACACGAGCCAAGGACUGCAAACAUGUCAAAAACCCAAAAUGCAUCAUUUUUCGAUUUGGACUUUUACAGACUUAUUGACAUCAAAAUAACUUUCCAGCUGAAGGGAAUCAACCUUCAGACGGUUCGACACCGGGAGCUGCCCGACUGCUAUUCUUUCUUCGUUACGAUUACAUUUGAUAACCAGUGUCAUAGUGGGAAGGUAAAGUUAUUCCUGGAUAUAGAUUCUGAAAGCAACGCAUGCAAAGACUGGAAGAUUUCUGGAACAGCUCAGAAGAACACGCACUAUCUACUGGUGUUCGAUGGCUUCGUCAUCCUGGUUUGCAUAACAUCAGCCGCGUUAUGCACACGCUCCAUCAUACUGGCUGCCAGGUUACUCCAGAGAUUUUCGCGAUUCUUUCAAGAAAACUUCAACCGUAAAGUGUGUGAGGAUGACCAGAGCGAGUUCCUGAAUGGCUGGUAUGUGUUGGUCAUCGUCAGCGACCUGCUGGCAAUAAUUGGCUCCAUACUGAAAAUGGAAAUUCAAGCAAAGAGUCUGACAAGUUAUGAUGUGUGCAGCAUCUUCCUGGGAACCUCUACGUUAUUGGUAUGGGUCGGUGUGAUCAGGUACCUGGGAUACUUCCAGAAAUAUAAUGUCCUGAUUUUAACCAUGAAAGCAGCCUUCCCUAAAGUUCUUCGUUUCUGCUGCUGCGCUGGCAUGAUCUACCUCGGAUACACGUUCUGCGGGUGGAUUGUACUCGGACCGUACCAUGAGAAGUUUGAGGGCCUGAGUCGGGUUGCAGAGUGCCUGUUCUCUCUGCUGAACGGCGACGACAUGUUUACCACCUUUGCCCAGCUGAAGGACAAAAAUACACUGGUGUGGCUCUUCAGUCGGGCUUACCUCUACUCCUUCAUCUCCCUCUUCAUCUACAUGGUGCUGUCCCUUUUCAUCGCCCUCAUCACCGACUCUUAUGAGACCAUCAAGAACUACCAGAGAGACGGGUUCCCGCUGACUGAUUUGCAGAAAUUCCUUCUGGGACAUAAAGAUUUUCCUGUGCAAGAGGAAAAUGGCCAGACAGAAGUUGAGCUCAGUAACUCUAUACACCGCUCCUGCUGCUGCCAACGGGUGGCACCACCUGAUGAUGUCAUACUAAUUACCUGAAGGCUGUCCCACUUCCAGGUGACUUGCUCCAGGGAGAUUCCUGAAACCAGGGCCUUCCUUCUCAGAAAUGGUCUUGGAUCUCAAACUUGCCUGCUCAAAAAAGAAAAGAAAAACUGAAAUCCAGGCCUAGUUACAUGAGCAAAUAUCCUAUUUAAUGUAAUAUGAAACCUCAAACUGGACUUUGAAGUGAAACUAGGAGGAAUUGUUUAAUGUGAUACCAGAUUGCAAGGUAUGGUGGAAAAGUUUACUGGGCCUUUUUUAACGUCUGCAUAUGCAUUUUGAGGCUGAAGAACUGAACAUGUGCAUUGCAGAAAUAGUAAUUUCAGAUGUAAUUUAUUUGACAAAUGUAAAUUUUGCAAUAAAAAAAUAUUUGUCUGUU
Molecule: messenger RNA, 2184 nt
Organism: Fundulus heteroclitus (mummichog)
Lineage: Eukaryota; Metazoa; Chordata; Actinopteri; Cyprinodontiformes; Fundulidae
Gene: mcoln2
Product: mucolipin 2
Exons: 14
Coding region: 129-1805 (558 amino acids)
Cellular component (GO): membrane
Molecular function (GO): NAADP-sensitive calcium-release channel activity
Source: RefSeq, a predicted model, not a curated record